AUGGUUAAAGCAUUUUGGUUUACUGGAUAUAAAGGUGUUUAUUAUUAUGAUGGACAUGAGCGAUCUGAUGUACUUGAAUAUCGACAGUAUUCUAUGUUAAUGCUGGCAUUAAAACCUUUGGAAACUGACAUCAACCUCUUCGUGAAAAAGGAAGGUUUAAAAUGGAAUGGUGUCAGAUGGAGCAAUACAGUCAAUGCAUCUUCCAGAUGGUCAACCAAAAGGUAUUCAUUUAAUUUUGGAAGAAUGUGGAUUGUGGCCUGA
Molecule: messenger RNA, 261 nt
Organism: Diversispora eburnea
Lineage: Eukaryota; Fungi; Glomeromycota; Glomeromycetes; Diversisporales; Diversisporaceae
Source: the annotation of a GenBank genome assembly